AGUGGGUGGAAAAGAUAUCAACUGGAUCAUAUGUAUUUCGUAAUGGCCGAGCUGAAGAAAGGGAAGCUGCAAAGCAUGCAGAGAAUCGACAAAAACACUUGGAAGCUCUAUUUUCACAAAUCCAAGUGGAAUUUGAACAGCGUGAAGACAAACCUCAAAGAAGAGCACUGAGAUCGCGCGCACUCACCAGACAGCAGAUUCAUAGUUUGCAAGAUGGUGCAGAACUUUAUGAAGCAAUUCAGAAUGCAUCUGAUCCUGGUUAUAUGGAGGGAUGUCUUAGUGAAGAUCAGUUAAAAGCCUUGAAUACUCAUAGACAGAUGUUGAAUGAUAAGAAGCAAGCUCAGAUACAAGCAGAAUUCAAGAAGGCUAUAGAGUCUGCUGAACAGGAGGAACAUGGUUGCUCCAAAAGGGAUGUGUCUACUGUAUGGAAGUUACGUGUUGUGGAUUACAGAAAACAAGAAAAAGAUAAAGCCAUUAUAUUGACUAUAUGGCGUCCAUUAUUGGAUGUAUGUUCCCUGUUAAAAGAAGGUGGUCGGUACAGAAUAUACCAGCUAGUAGCUUCGCAAUCCAAAGGCAAAUCAGACACUGUUAAUGUACAGUUAACAUCCACAAACAAAACUCAGUACCUGCAACUACAGGCUUCGCAAGAGGUGCUGUUGCAGAUUUAUAUUCCAAGGAAGGCUCUGCCAUUCAGAAUGUUGUUGGAUCCAUCUUUUCAACCAGCCUGUGCUGAAGUGGAUUUAGUGGGAUUUGUAGUUUCUGUUAGCAAGAGAACAGGUUUCACUACUCUGGUAUAUUUGUCAGAUGAAGAUCAUAAUCUAGUGGCCAUCAAGAUCUGGACAGACCUUAAGCAGCUUGCUAUUGAAGACAUAAUUAACCCUUUUACAUUGAUUUCUGCAAGCAAUCUUCAGUGGCGAUCUGAAUUCAAAUCAGAAAUUCCCACAUUAUUUGCUGGAGACCUUUCCAUAUUCUCGGCAAGUCCAAAGGAUUGCUAUCUUCAAGAGAGAUUUAAUGAACUGAAGAACACAACAGAGAACGUAAAUUGCUUUUGCAAUGAUGCAGAAUGCAAACUGAUGAAUUUGCUUCAGAUAAAUGACCCACAACCAUAUAUCUUACCUAAAGAGUGUGGCUUAGAUCACCAUUCUCCUUCCUGGAAAUCAGGAUCUGAUGCAGAAGAUAAAUGUCUGAUUUCCUCUCCUAAUAGCAAAAUAAAAUCUCAGAGGUCUUUGCCAGCCAGCAAGCAUGACCUGAAACUUGUUCCACAAGGCUCAAAACAAAUGACCCCACAUACUUCUUAUAGUGAAGAACCCCCCAAGAACCGCAAAAAAAGAAAAGCUCUGGACCUACUCUGUAAAAUACCUUCCCCUCCUCCAGUGACACCAAUCAAUUUAUUUGUUUCAACAUCUUUGAAAAAGGCUUUUCAGCCACCGAAAAGCUCUGGUGUCCAGUUUAACAAAUCACUGAAGAGAAUAAAUCCUAACUCUGGUCAUAUCAACCCCUUUAAAAGGACAAAUGAAACUGGCCCUCUUCCUGAGAAUGACUUGGUUGCUGAUGAAGAACUUGCAAUGAUAAAUACACAAGUGCUCUUGUAUAGUUUGCCAGAAGAAAAGAAGAUGGAUUGUGUGGAUGAAUCCGCCAGUGCAAUAUCCAAUGAUUCAUCAGAUCACCUUUUACUCAAAAAUAAUUCUCCUAAGUCUGCUGCGGAAACAAAAACUUCACGAAAGAGUACUGAAGGAACUGAGGCUCCUGGGAAAGACACAAGGGAAACUGAGGGCUUAUUAGUAAUCCAAAAGAAGCUACAAAGGCUAACAAAGCGAAAAUGCAACUAAAUGCAUAUGUACAAUACUGUAUAUACUUCAUAUUUAAGUGAUUUUUUUACUCUUUGCACAUUGUAAACAUUUAUACAGUACCUAAUUGUAUUUAAUAAUGCACAUCUAUAUUGCAAAAACAAAGGUUUAAUAAAUAGAGUUUACUCUAUGGAAUAGAAAA
This is a messenger RNA of Chelonoidis abingdonii (Abingdon island giant tortoise), 1989 nucleotides long. NCBI's taxonomy places the organism in Eukaryota, Metazoa, Chordata, Testudines, Testudinidae. The record is from RefSeq and is a predicted model, not a curated record.